Solea senegalensis (Senegalese sole) is the source of this 1744-nucleotide messenger RNA. RefSeq lists its product as uncharacterized. Lineage: Eukaryota; Metazoa; Chordata; Actinopteri; Pleuronectiformes; Soleidae. The record is from RefSeq and is a predicted model, not a curated record. The coding region runs from base 222 to 1322 and encodes 366 amino acids. Gene Ontology annotation, cellular component: cytosol. Gene Ontology annotation, molecular function: NAD binding; glyoxylate reductase (NADPH) activity; hydroxypyruvate reductase [NAD(P)H] activity. The transcript has 7 exons.
CCAAGCUGGAGCUUCUACCUGCCUCCUUCACUGUGUGUUUAAUGAAUACAUGCUCUCUGCCACAGGGUGUAGACUGCCUACUAUCUUAAAUUAAAUCCGUUUAAACUCAAUCAAAUGGGAGGUCACAUUUGAAACAGGUCUUCCUCUACAUCUUUCCUCUUUCUUUUCCAGAGCCAGGAAGAAGCAUACGUUUGAGUUAAACGUCUCAGCUGAAAGAUAGCAUGAGAAGUCUCUUCUAUGCCCGAUGUGUAAAGAAACUGUGGGAUUCAGGACAAGUGUCCAGGUUUCUUAAAGGGACAACGCUGCAAGGAUCUGCUUGCCACCUGAAACAUACAAAGGUGAUGGAAGAGGAAAAACCAUGGGCUCUGAUCUCAGAGGUUGGCGACCAGGGAUAUGCGGAAGAAUUGACUGAUAUAAUAAAACCACACUUCCAGAUCGUCUGCCUCAGAGACUUCCUGCUCAACCCUCUACUAUACGGCCACAAAGUCCAGGCUUUGUUGGUGUGGAACAGCUUUCCCGCAGUUGAGCCGUCACUGCUCACUUCACUCCCAUCACUGAAGGUGGUGGCCAACGGAGGAGUGGGCAUCGACCACCUGGAUGUGCCGUACAUCUCCAGCCUCGGGGUGAAGGUGACCUACACCCCCGGUGUGGUGAACGAGGCCACGGCAGAUAUGGCCAUGGCUCUACUUCUGUCCUCAGCGCGGAGGGUUGUUGAGGCUCACCAAAUAGCUGUUGACCCCAAGACCACUCAUAUACCACAGUGCUUUAUGGGAGACGAAGUCACAGGGGCCACUCUGGGGAUCAUUGGAAUGGGACGUAUUGGAUAUAAAAUUGCGCAAAGAAGCAGGGGAUUUGACAUGAAGGUCCUGUAUCACAACCGGAACAGGAGGAGUGUUGAGGAUGAGCAGGCAGUGGGAGCGAGUUACUGUCAGAACAUGGAUGACCUGCUAAAAGAGUCUGACUUUGUGGUCCUGGUCGUGAACCUCACCCCUGAAACCACGGGUCUGAUCAGCCACAGAGAGCUGUCCCUCAUGAAACCCACAGCAACACUGGUCAACGUCAGCAGAGGUCUGGUUGUGGACCAGGACGCCUUGGUCAAGGCUCUGCAGUGUGGGAAGAUCCGAGGGGCGGGGUUAGACGUGACUCACCCUGAACCUUUACCAAGGGAUCAUCCUCUACUUGGUCUUUCUAAUGUGGUGAUCACCCUCCACAUCGGCACCAACACCUACACAACAAGCAGGAGGAUGGUGAAGAGGAUGAUAGAAAAUGCUGUGGCUGUGCUGAAAGGUCAACCUAUUCCAGAUGAAGUCAAGCCAAAAUGACAUUACAUUGAUUGUGUGAAUGUACAAGAGCUGAAAUGUCUCAGAGAGAAAGAUAUACUGUAUAAUGUGUUAAUCUCCAUAUGAAUACGUUUUAUCUUUUUGUCUGUAUGUUGCUCUGUUGGUUGAUUCAAACAAAAGUCUUGUGUUAUUUUGAUCAGAUAACUGUUAUCCAUCAUGUUACAUUUUCUUUCAAGUCAGAUCUCAAUGCUGUUUUUAAAUUUGUUUCCACUGGUGAGUUUUUGAAUUAAUGGUACAAAAAACAUUGUUGUCAUAAGGAACAUCACAGUACUAAACUCUUAUUAAAAUAUUAUAGCAUCACUCUUAGUAUAGUAAAAAUUUUUAGCGUUAUUAAUAAUGGGAUAGCCCCAAAUCUAGGAGAUAUAUUAUUAUUGUCAUGUUAAAGAAUAAAGCUGACAAUAUCA